AUGUCACAGCCGAAUGCAUAUACAGAUGUUGUGGAGUUAUGCGCAUUAUUGCAGUGUUUAGGGUUCGGUAUAAAAUCUUUGGAAACAACCGACGUAAACGUCAGUCAAGAUGAAGCAAUUCGGACAGUGGUCAUCAACUGCCAGGCUUCAGGAUUCCAUGUUGUAAUGGAAAGCGCAAAUACUACUUGUUCAUGUCCAUUGGCUCCUUCACAUCAAAACAGCGGCUUCUGGGAAGUAUCUGGUGUUACGGGAGGAAAGCAGUAUAGUAAGGAAUGUGGCAGUGCCCUUCUCGGUUCCCUUCCCAAGGCACAUCGUGAGCGACUGACGAAGCAAUUACAAGAUAUUGUGCGCUAUAUUAAAGAAUACAAUGAAUCGGAAGGAGAAAAACACAAAGAGUGUUUAGGAAAUAAGUCUGCCAGCAUGCUCGAUUUAAAAACACCUGAGAAACGACAUAAUGUCUUAAAGACCGAGACGCCAACACGUUACCGAUCCCUGGAUACGCUGACGACGGCUGGAAACACGCCAGGGCAGUUGCCUGCGCCCGGACCAUUACUUAAAGACACGACUGAUGACAACGCAAAUGAGAAAAAAAUGCAGCUUAUGUGUCAAAGACAAAGCACAUACACGCUUUCUUCUACGCCCGGGAGCUCACAACAUCGAAACAAAACUUCAAGUCCUAUUCAAGUGCCGUUUACUUCUAUAGUAGAAAACUUGUUAAAUGCAGAAAAGAUGGCUGAAGCACUAAGAACUAAAAUAGCUAAUGUUUUAAAAGAUUUUGUUAAUGAUGACAAGCAUGAAGAUAUAGAGGAGAUGUCUUCCUUGGUGCUGGAUGUGUCUAAAAUAUCUGUUAUAAAGGGUACUGAGCCUACUAAACUCCAAUUUUCUUCAAGCCCUAACUUAUCUGGGUUAGGUGUACAAGAUGAGUUUAUGAAGAGAUUAAAGCGCGUCGAAAGCGCAUCAACUUCUAACUUGGCCAAAUCUAAAGCAAAAGAUGAGAAAACAUCCAAACUUCGACGAUUAUCUCCAAACAUUUUUAAGCUUAGGAACAGCCCUAGUGUUGCCAAAUCUGAUAGUAAUAAAACCCCUCAAGAAAAUAAGAGCAGCAGAUUAAAUAGUUUAUUCAAACCAAAAGUGGUAACACCGGUGCGAAUCCCUAAAAAAAAUGACGCGAGCAUUAAUCUCAGUGGUUCAAAAAAGAAAUACAGCAAUGUGAAGUCUACAAUACCGAGACCUGCUUCUAAAAAGGAAUAAUAUUUUAAAUUUUUAAGAAAUAACUGUAUAACUGAAAUAAUAAACCAGAAUAAAUAA
Melitaea cinxia (Glanville fritillary) is the source of this 1308-nucleotide messenger RNA. RefSeq lists its product as uncharacterized. The record is from RefSeq and is a predicted model, not a curated record. The transcript is spliced from 9 exons. Lineage: Eukaryota; Metazoa; Arthropoda; Insecta; Lepidoptera; Nymphalidae. Bases 1 to 1251 code for a protein of 416 amino acids.